This is a messenger RNA of Oncorhynchus masou masou (cherry salmon), 2900 nucleotides long. Its product is annotated as germ cell-specific gene 1-like protein. Gene Ontology annotation, cellular component: plasma membrane. The coding region runs from base 1303 to 2373 and encodes 356 amino acids. The transcript has 6 exons. Lineage: Eukaryota; Metazoa; Chordata; Actinopteri; Salmoniformes; Salmonidae. The record is from RefSeq and is a predicted model, not a curated record.
CUUCCCACUGAGACUGACUUGAAGAUUCUAGUGAUAUUACAGUGAUCGGCAGUCAUACUAACUGGUUAAUCUGUCCUGUCUUAACAUUGCAGGGAUCGCGAACAGUGUGAGCGAGAGACCAGGAGAGAGAGCCAGAGUGGGUUUCACACUAUAACACACCUAACACAAACAGAUUAGAGCAGAUUAACAUGGAUUACCAGAAACAUGAUUUAGAUCAGAGGUUUAACUAAUGAUUUCAUUUUAAAAAAGUAAUCUGUACAUUUUAUUCCUUCCAUCUUUUUCCUCCUCUACUUUAAGUCGUGAGGAGGAUGCUGUGAGAGGUAGAGGCAGGCCAGAACCUCUUAAUCAGGAAGUAGAAAGUUAAUAACGGGGUGCAGGUCACAGAACGUUAUGGAUUACUAAUACCUCCAGAACCAUAUGCAAACACACAGUGAACUCUUGGACCUGUACGACCCGUCACCCUGAGCAUUACUGUGAGUAAGAUAUGCUGUAUCUGCCCUAAAAUGUGAUCAUAUGGAAAACACUUGUAUGCCAAAGCUAAAUGUAUUCCAAUAAUCUCUCCAUUUGAUGAUAUGUUUUACGGCUGGAUCUGAUAGUAUCUGUAUCAACUCUGUAUGAUCAAAACUCACUGUAGGACUAGAGUGAAAAGUUAGGCGACAGAGAUCUAGAAAGCGUAUCCGAUAGCUCUCUAAGGUUUAUGAUGAAAGGCGGCUAGGGACUAGGGAUCUAUUGACUCCCAUUACUGUUGAAUGGUUAGAGUGAAGAGCCCUAGGGAUCUAUAACAGCAUAAACGUUCAGUCCUGGUUGGACAGACAUGUCCUCCUACCAUCCCUUUCUUUUCUCCUGGUGUGACCCCUCUCUUCUGUUCAUUUGUCCAUUCUGUCCAUCUCUUAUUUUCCAUCCCUCUUUUACCUUGACAGAAUCUUAUCCGACUCUCUCUUUCCCCUUCUCUCUCUAUUCUUGCUUUCCCUUUGUCCCCAUUUACUAAUCUUUUCUCUACAUUGUUUUAUCUUCUCUUGUUUUUUUUACUCUGUUCUUUCUUUUUGAAACUCUCUUUCACUGAUUUCAAUCUAUCACCAGAACUGUCAUUAUCUUCUUCAUCAUCCUCUACAUCACCAACAACAACCUCAUCCUCACAUACUGCCGUUGAUACUUAUAUCCCAUCUUCCUCCGUUUGUCCAUCUCUUUCACCAUCCUCUUCGUCUCCUUCCCCUGUCCUGAGUCUCUACACACUUCCUCUCCUCCUGCCCUAUCCCUCCUUCUUGACCUUCUCUUACCCUCUCCCCUCCUCCCGGUGUGGCCAUGUUGGAGAACAUGUCUCGUCGGUCCCGCUCCCUGCUGUCCCUGACCCUGACCACUCUGGCUCUGGCCCUGUCCAUCCUGGCUCUCUGCACCUCCUACUGGUGUGAAGGGACUCACAAGGUGGUCAAGCCUCUCUGCCUGUCUCCGGUCAAGAUGAGGAACUGUGGGCAGAACAACAGUGAACCCUACACCACAGAGAGCCCUACUCAGAACCCAUACAACAGAACCCUGUCUCCCCAGAGGAGAGAUGAACUGGCUAAGAUCCGCCAGAGACAGCUGGACAAUGCUGUCCACUACAUCUGGGAGACAGGAGAGGACAAGUACACCUUCAGAUACUUCCACACGGGCUUCUGGGAGAGCUGUGAGAAACACGUUGAUGGUGAGAAGUGUCGCAGCUUUAUUGAGCUGACUCCUGGUGAAACACAAGGUGUGUUAUGGCUAUCGGUGAUAUCUGAGUUCACUUACAUCGGUCUAUUGGGAAUGGGCUUUCUGUUGAUGUGGUUGGAGUUGUUGUGUUCCCAUAAGGAGAUACACGCUCUCAAAAUCAAUGCCUAUGCUGCCAUCUGCACAGUACUGUCAGGUCUGAUGGGGAUGGUGGCCCACAUGAUGUACACCACAGUGUUCCAGAUGACUGUCAUCGUUGGCCCUAAAGACUGGAGGCCUCAGACCUGGGACUACGGCUGGUCUUUCGCCCUGGCGUGGAUCUCCUUCAGCUGUUGUAUGGGAGCUGCAGUCUUCACCCUCAACUCUUACACCAAGACCAUCAUCGAGCUGCGCCACAAACAGAGGCUCCGAUUGGAGGAGACCCGCGCCGCCAGCCACGCCCCUCCAUACGAUGAGGUGGUCCCCGGGGGCGGGCUCUACUCUGUCAGUGGCCUAUUGCAGUGCCCAGACGGGAUGAUUGACGUGGCGUGGGCGCCUGACGGGACUGUGAUGGGGGUGGGGAACGGGGAUGUCCCAACUCUUGUGUUGCUAGGAGGAUGUGGGCCAGAGGGCUGUGAGGACUGUGAAAGAGAGAUGGAUGAGAUGGAGGAGGCCAUGGAGAGGGAAAGAGCUGAUUCGCCCUGUUAAUAAGUGAUGGGUGGGGCUAAAGAGAACAGAGGAGGACUAUGGGUAAUGUAGUCACUUUACAGGUACAGUAUAUGCACCUUGAGCUCUCAAGAUGGAAAGACUGAGACAGAGAAAGAGUGAGACAGAGAAAGAGUGAGACAGAGAAAGAGUGAGACAGAGAAAGAGUGAGACAGAGAAAGAGUGAGACAGAGAAAGAGUGAGACAGAGAAAGAGUGAGACAGAGAAAGAGUGAGACAGAACUUGAUGGACAUGGGACACAGGAACUGUGUUGGCUGUAAGAGCUACAGUAUCCCCUCUUUGACAUUGAACAGAGAUCACAUUGACAUACAUGGUUCGGGCUAAUACUCCUCACAUUGUCAUUCAUUAAUCCAAUAGUGCCUAAUGGUAAGGGUUUGUUAUACAGUAUACAGUAUGUAUGUAAAUGUAUCCAUGUUAGAAAUAGUUUUACCAUAAGAAUCCAAUACUUUCUGAACUUUGUAAAACAUGCUUUUCACUUCGUCUGAAUGGGUCCCGUUCUGAAUCUGUAA